GUAAAGCGUGUUGUAGGUCUCUAUGACGACGGGUCUAUUAAACCUUUUAGGGCUGUAGACGGACUAGAGACAGAUUAUGUGCGCAGGUGUUGCUCGCAGACUGCCAGGCACUAUGUGGGCCAGUUAGAUGAAGUGAUAGUCACAAAACAACCCGGCUGGAUGUGUUCUUUCACCGCUUUUAACUCGCCAGUAAUACUACGCAAGAACCUGCUGGUGUGAAGAUUAUGAGUGAGGUGGUUUGCAAACAGUCUCAGGAAGAAUAUGAGGACGACUUUGAGAAGGAUCUGGACUGGCUGAUCAGUGAGGAAAGCCGGAGUGAGGACCAGGGUCCUGACUAUGAUGACAUAGAAGCAGAAAUUGACAAGGAACUGGAGGAGGAUGAGAAACAGAAAGGAAAGAAAAAGAAGCCCAAAAGCCACAAGGAGGACAAGAGAGGCAAGAAAACAGAGGAGUUGCAAGAAGAUGAAGAGAGGUGGCCCUCACCUAUGGAGCCACUAGAAUAUGACUCAGACAGAGACAGCCCAAAUAAGUCAUCACCUAUAGUCCCACCUCCUCCAGGGAUGGAUGACCAGACAGAAGAGGAGAAGAAGUACAUUCUGGAGAAGAUCCAGCAGGCUAACCGGGAGCUACAGGACCAGGAAGCUCCAGAUAUGACAAGGCACAGGAGGCUGCAUUUUAAAGAGAUGCUGGUGGACCUGGUGGUGCCUCCACUGCAGUUUGAGAAAGAUGGAAACAGUAGUGAGGUGGAAGAGAUAAAGGGCAGCAAGGAUUCAGAGGCAGAGAUUGAAGUGUCAGGGAAGCUUUCUGAGCUCAAACUUUCCCCUCGGGAGGAAAGUGUAGGAUCUAGAGGAUGCGGCAGGGCUGGGGAGAGCAGUGAGGGGGGGAUAAAGGAGGGCAGAGUCCUUGUAGAAAAGGAUGGUAAGUUUGACCUGGUCAGCCUGAAAGAGGUGGAGAGUCAAGGACUUCUCCCUCCUAUAGCAAACAACUACAGUGACUACUCCUCCCUACGUCACCAGGAGCAGACUGUGAGCUCCAGUAGGACCCACAGGUCCUCCUCUCCGCGUCCUCGUGCUGCUGGCUCUUCUUGCUUCCAGCAGGGCAUCGAUCCCCUCCAUGCCCCCAGACCUCCAGCUCAGCCCAGGUGCAGACCCAGCUCAGCCAGCCACAGCCAGAGAGGCAGCCAGAAGAGAGGCAGCAAGCGGCGGGUGCAGUCAGCUACCGGGACACCCUGCCAGGCCACCUACACCCUCUCCCCGCAGCAGAAAGAGCUGCUGCAGAGGAUACAGGAGAGGAAGGAGAAGCUGGCCAGAGAGGAAGAGCAGAGAAAACUGGAGGAAGAGAAGCAGAAGAGGCAGGAGAACGAGCUGGCGUUUAAGGCCUGGUUGCUGAGGAAGAAAGAGCAGUUUCAGGAGGAGAGAAGGAUCCACCGAGCCCAGGAGAUGGAGAGGAAGAAUUUUAAGAAAGACUCCAGCGACCCGGAGGAGUCCUUCAGGUUGUGGCUUCAGAGGAAGCACGAGCAGCAGCAGAAAGAGAGGCAGCUGGUGGAUCUGAAGAGGCUUGAGGAGGACAGUGGUUACUUCCUACGCAGCCGCGAGGAGUGUGAACGUGCCUUCCAACUGUGGCUGAAGCGGAAACAGGCGGAGAAGCGAGCGGAGCAGCAGGCGGCUCGAGAGCGCUCCCGUCGGUUGGUGCUGGAGGAGCGACGUGCGCGCCGCAUGAGGGACCUGCUGUGUACUGUCAAUGAAACCAAGCCAUUCAGAUUCACCGAACAGCUGGCCUACCGCUUCUGAAGCAAACAAAUCCAACAUGUCCGCUGGAUUCACACAUCACCUCACAUGGCAUCAAAAACCGCAGGCUGGGCAAUGCAAGACUUGUUCUGAAACAUAAGACAUAGUUUAUUCUGUGUUCAGUUGUUGCUAGGGUUUUGUUUUAUUAUCUUUCUGUGCUGUGUUAAAGCACAUUUCUAAAGAAAAAAAAGUUUACCGCAGUGACCUCUACUCAGUGUGAUAAAAUGAAUGCUUUUUUUACUGUAUUUACUUUCUGUAGUGGCAGAUGCACUUUACUUUAAAUGGAGCUCCUUAAUCAGCUUAAACACAAGAGCUGAACCAUUUGUUACUGUAUGCCUUUUGUCAGAGAGAUUUUGGUUACAUAGAUAUAAGGAUACCUUCAAGUUCACAACAGGUUACUUGAACAGAUGAAACUGUAAAUAAGGAAUGAAAUAUAUAUAUAUAUAUAUAUAUA
Sander lucioperca (pikeperch) is the source of this 2241-nucleotide messenger RNA. RefSeq names its product coiled-coil domain containing 181 (gene ccdc181). The coding region runs from base 225 to 1790 and encodes 521 amino acids. The transcript is spliced from 6 exons. Lineage: Eukaryota; Metazoa; Chordata; Actinopteri; Perciformes; Percidae. Gene Ontology annotation, molecular function: microtubule binding. The record is from RefSeq and is a predicted model, not a curated record.